AUGUCUGAUUAUAACACCGGAACCCAGCUGGUCGUGCUUGGCUUUGCUGACCAGCCUGGCCUCGUCGGCAAGGUGGUCGUCAACGCCGUCGGCCCUCGUGGCUGCGUCGGCGAUGUGGUCGGCGGAGGCAGCGGCCGUCAUGGCGUCUCUGCUGUUCACCAGCACCGGUUUGUCCUCCGCGAUGGCCAGUUCCACCCUGCCUUGGGCCCCAACCUUGCUUCCAACCAUCAUCAGCCCAAGAAUAUCCGUUUCGUUACCCUCGCUCUUCAUUCUGGACCCGUUAUCACUCACCACACCGUGGAGCUCAACGCCGCAGCUAGCACCCGCGACCUGGACCAGUUCAUCCAGGUGGCCGGCCCCCUCUUGGGCGCCUUGGCCACCCAGUUGAUCAAUUUGACCGUCGGUACCAACGCCACCCUGGGCAGUGGCCAGACUCAGCAGUUCAUGGCCGUCUCUUGGAGCGGAGUUGCCAAGCUGAUCAGGCAGCUCGGCCCUACUAUCACUCGCGACUUUCAUAUCCUCCACCCCGAUGGCACGGUGUUCGUCUUCACCGACGGUAACCGUGACGGCACCGAGGCCUUCCUGCGUGCCUUGGACAGCUGCGCCGACCACGCCCUCGCCCAGUUUAACAUCGCCGUCAUCAUUUUGGUCGUCACUAUCAUUGUCUGCAUCGGCAAGGCACGCCAGCGUGGCUACUUGUUUCGCAAUGCGAAACGCGCCGCCGCCAACCCUUUUCUCAACCGUCAAGGUCGUCCUCUCUAA
Messenger RNA from Diaporthe batatas, 762 nucleotides. RefSeq lists its product as uncharacterized. The record is from RefSeq and is a predicted model, not a curated record. NCBI's taxonomy places the organism in Eukaryota, Fungi, Ascomycota, Sordariomycetes, Diaporthales, Diaporthaceae. The transcript is spliced from 2 exons. Bases 1 to 762 code for a protein of 253 amino acids.